AGGUUAUGUGUAAUUUUGCCAUAGGAAGUAACAUUGAGGAUCUAUCCGCUAGCGUGAUAGAGACGGAGUUAAGAAAACAGGGCAUCAUUCCCGACGUCAUAGGAGAAAAGGACUCCCCCAAUCAUGUGAUUAAGAUUGCAUACACUUACCCCCAUAGUAAUUUGGAAGACGCAAGAGUUGUUAGUUUCGGAAACACCCUAAAGCCUUCACAUCUUUACGAAUAUCCAAAACAAAUUGAGUGGCCAGGAUAUUCUGAAAAGUAUUAUUCGCUCAUGAUGGUAGAUGUAGACGCUCCAUCCCGAUUAAACCCAUCUCAACGGGAGAAAAUCCAUUGGCUGAUAGUAAACAUACCAGGGCCGAAAGUCGUGUACGAUAAAGACAUUCUUUUCAACUACAUUGGUCCCCGGCCGACGCAAGGAACAGGGUUUCACAGAUACGUUUUUUUGGUUUACGAACAGCCAAGAGGAAAAAUGACUUUCAUCGAGCCACGGCUGUACACAAACUUACUCGACGUCCGACGUGAUAAUUUCUCGUGUAGUAAUUUUGCGAAGAAUUACAAUUUUAGCAGGCCUGUGGCUGUUAAUUUCUUUUUUUCCCGGAUACUUUGAGGUAGAAAAGGGAUAUCGAAUCACCGACUUAUAGCCCCCUGGUCGUCUGCCAAAUUCGCAGAAAGAGAGGGAAUUUUCAUGCCUGGUUUUCAAUUACAAAAUCUCGCAUUUCUCAUCCUUUCGCGGUCAACAAUACAUUGUAAAAACUUAAAAAAGAGCACCACACCUUAUGCUAAAUAAGUUGGUCGAUCUAUGAAGUACAAUGGAGUAAUAAAAGAAAAUAGCGGUAAUUAUAUCCCUGGCCAUGUAGCUGGUACGAUCUCUCCGAUAGUUGCAAUCAUACAUCGAUGGAUGGCGCACGUCAAACGUGUGGUUAACACUAGACGUUUAAAACUGGUGACUAAAGUUCCUGCGGAUCUCAGCCAUUCAUGACCUUGUGCAGAUAAGUUCAAUCGCAAAGAACGAUCUAAUUUCAAAUAACGAAUAUGAUAAUGCAAAUACUUUCAGUAAAAAUACCAUUCGAAACUACAAAGUUUUUUGGGUUUUUUCUUAAAACUUUCUUUCACACAAUUUCUCAAAUUUUUCUACUGCACUAUACUAGCCAUAGCGAGGUACGAAAUGAGCGAAUUAUAUUUCAAGUUCUAGAGAAGAAACGAUUAAAUUAUAAUCUUCAGAAAAUAAUCAGUGGAAAAUAUGGAAAUUAUAUUGAAAUUUUUGAGGAGUUUUUGUACGUGGGUAACAAGCUCCUCUGAUCUACGUCUUUGCGAGGAUUUUAAGGGUGGUUUCAAAAUAACUGGAAUAGUUUUGUCACCCUAACAGACAAAACAUUUUUGGUCAUAUUUUUAGUAGAAAUGAUAGUCACUCGAAUUUUUUCGCAUUAAUCUUCAAAGGGUUAUGUAUUAUAACACUUUCUAAUGACUUAUUGCUCUACUUCUCAAUUAAAAUUAUGUAAAUUCCGAAAAUGUGCUAUUCUGUUACGCGGUAAAAAAUUCAGCGUAAAAGACAACACAUUUUCGGCCAUUUAUACAUUAAAAUUGAAAAGUAGAGCGAUAAAUCUUUGAAAAGCGUUAUAACGCGUAACCCUGUGCAGAUUGAUGCAAGAGAUUAUCAUUACUACUAAAAAUUUGACCGAAAAAUGUGUUGUCUGUUACGGCGACAAAACUGUUCCAGUUAUCGUGAAACCAGCCUUAAACCCUUGAAAGUUCAAUUUGUAAACAUAACACCACUGCACAUACCAAUCAAGGAUCCACUUGUUAUGCAAUUCCAGAAUUAAUAAAGACACUUACAUCUCA
Bemisia tabaci is the source of this 1840-nucleotide messenger RNA. RefSeq names its product protein D3. The record is from RefSeq and is a predicted model, not a curated record. NCBI's taxonomy places the organism in Eukaryota, Metazoa, Arthropoda, Insecta, Hemiptera, Aleyrodidae.